AUGGACAGUAGAAGCCACUCUAGUCCACCAGAUACAUUCCCUGUCUUCUCUGAUUCUGCCCACUUGCCGCUAGCCAGGUCCUUCUACCUGGACCCCAUGGUCACUUUCCACCUGUACCCCGAGGCCCAGCUGCCGUCCCCUUACCAGGAAGAGCUGCCGCUGCUGCCGUUUCCCAGCGACCCUCUGAUGGUGGAGAACUACGGUGAGCCCUGCCCGUUCCCUUUCCCGAUGCCUCUCCCGGGCUACAGGAGGUGCGAGUACUCCUACUCCUACGGGCCGGCCUUCAUCAGGAAGAGGAACGAGCGGGAAAGGCAGCGCGUGAAGUGUGUCAACGAAGGCUACGCCCAGCUCCGACAUCAUCUGCCCGAGGAGUAUCUGGAGAAGCGACUCAGCAAAGUGGAAACUCUCCGAGCUGCGAUCAGAUACAUCAACUACCUGCAGUCCCUUCUGUAUCCUGAUAAAGCUGAGACCAAGAAUAACCCCGCCAAUGGCUCUUGCCUGGUGGCAGCCUCCAGCCGCCACGCUGACCCUAUUUUCAGAAUUGUUUGAGUCAGCAGUUCCCACAAAAGAAGUAAUCUCACACAAUGGGAUCCCUUGCAGCCUCGCUCAUUAUUUUUCCUAAAUAAUUCCUGUGUAGGUAAAUAACAGCUCCAGCACCGAACUAUACCGGAUAGUCCUCACCUGGCUUUCAGACAUACUAAAAUUCUUAAUAGAACCCAACAGUCAUUGCUCAUUCCUUUCCAGAGCUCUAGGGGGCAGGAGUCCCCAGAGUUUCCUGGGCCGGUCAU
Messenger RNA from Cavia porcellus (domestic guinea pig), 788 nucleotides. RefSeq names its product achaete-scute family bHLH transcription factor 3 (gene Ascl3). The transcript has a single exon. The record is from RefSeq and is a predicted model, not a curated record. Gene Ontology annotation, biological process: regulation of transcription by RNA polymerase II; developmental process. Gene Ontology annotation, molecular function: RNA polymerase II transcription regulatory region sequence-specific DNA binding; DNA-binding transcription factor activity, RNA polymerase II-specific; protein dimerization activity. Bases 1 to 549 code for a protein of 182 amino acids. Lineage: Eukaryota; Metazoa; Chordata; Mammalia; Rodentia; Caviidae.